CCGCAAAUGUAAUUGCUAACAUCCUCUUGAGGUGUCCUGACUCCUGGCGCGGCAGACGAGCGACCACCGAACCAGCGACCAAACCCGGACAAAAAACCUUUGCCGUGCCGUGAACACCAUGUCUUCCAAAUGCCCAAAAUGCGAAAAGACGGUGUUUUUUGCGGAGAAAGUGUCCUCUUUAGGCAAGGACUGGCACAAGUUCUGUCUGAAAUGUGAGCGCUGCAGCAAGACUCUGAACGCUGGAGGCCACGCUGAGCAUGAGGGAAAGCCUUUCUGCCACAAACCAUGCUAUGCUGCACUCUUCGGGCCUAAAGGGGUGAACAUUGGCGGAGCCGGCUGCUACGUAUACGCCGCUCCCAGUGUGGAGGGCCCUGUGGCUGUUACCACGGAACCCAAAGCGGAGGAGAGAAAAGCUCCUGUGCGGGGACCGGUGAAAGCUGCCAGCUUCUCUGCCGUCACAGAGGGGCCCAACGUCUGCCCCCGCUGCAACAAAACAGUUUACUUUGCUGAGAAGGUGUCCUCUCUGGGGAAAAACUGGCACCAGCCAUGUCUGCGCUGCGAGAGAUGCAGUAAGACGCUGACGGCGGGUGGUCACGCCGAGCACGAGGGGCAGCCAUAUUGCCACAAACCAUGCUACGCUGCGCUGUUUGGACCAAAAGGUAUCCGUCCAAAAUCGAAAAAAUAUAUUGAAGCAAAAGACAGAAGCUUCUUUCCUUGAUGUCACAAUGGCAACAAACCUGUGAAGGUGUGAACACGGGAGGAGUGGGAAGCUACAUUUACGACAAUGCUUAACACGGAACACAGCACAUCACAGACACACAAUCAUUCUGUGGAGGCAAAAUAGCUUCUAUUUCAUAUGUCCUCACGACUGUCUUUAUUGCUCGAGCUGUCAUGUAUUAUUAGUGUGGAAAGUCUGACUGUAGGACAAAGAUCUUGUUCUAUUUGGAGAUCUGCCGAAUGUUUAAAUAAUUUUAUACAGUAAGACUUUGAUGGUAAGACACAACUAAAUCUGUCAAAUAAAUGCCAAAAAUCAUUAUGCCUUUAAAUGUUCCUUCUCAUCAACCUGUAGGUGGGGACAUCUGUCAGUUCCGAACACAGUUUGAACAUUUAAAUAGGCAAUCAAAUGUUUUUAAUUUAAAAGGUAAUAAAAUAAAAACAUUGCGGCGAUGUACUGAUGUUGCUAAUUAUGGGGUGCAACUAAACUAGCACUACUAAGGAGCCACAAAUGUAUGAAUAAAAAAACUUUUCCAAUAUCA
Messenger RNA from Nerophis lumbriciformis (worm pipefish), 1256 nucleotides. RefSeq names its product cysteine-rich protein 2-like. Lineage: Eukaryota; Metazoa; Chordata; Actinopteri; Syngnathiformes; Syngnathidae. The record is from RefSeq and is a predicted model, not a curated record. Gene Ontology annotation, molecular function: zinc ion binding. Gene Ontology annotation, biological process: intrinsic apoptotic signaling pathway in response to DNA damage; regulation of gene expression.